AUGUUCACGCCUUUAGGUUUAUUCAGGAAGCUGCCCUGCCCGCUGCGCGGUGAGUGCGAGCGGGUCCACUGCCUGUACUCGCACGAUGCGGGCGUCUCUGCGCCAACGUACGCGGUGUCGUACUCUGUCCCACUGCCGGCCGCUGCGCCGUCUCAGCCAGUCCAGCGCGCACAGAAGCGGAAAGAGCCCGACAGCCAGCCUCCGCCCGCGAGCUCGAGCUCCGGCGUGAGGCCGCCGCCGACAAAGACGCAGCGAGUCGGGCCGACAAAGGCUAAGACGGCCGUGCCCACGGCGACUGAAACCCCCGCUCAAACUGGACCGCCGGUGCUGCGAGUGAAUGCAGGGGCGAGCAAAGUUCCCAUCCCGACGAGGCAGGCCAUGGUGACUCUGCUCUACAACAAUUUCCUGACUCUUUACGACCAAGUCCUCGCACAGCAGCCGUCGCUCGCUUCAGAACACGCUAUCCGCCAGGAGAACGAGAUCUACUCUCGCUCGUCAAAGCUCACUUAUCGCAAUGCUGCAAUAUCUGUCGUCGCUUCUAUCAAUGCUCGAACAAAGCCAGUAACACUAUCGCACCCGUCCGUCGGCACACAGGCCGACCUCGCAGAGCGUACCGCGCGCGCCCAAUCCCUCGCCUCUCAUGUCCUGACUCCCAGUCAACUCGCACCCUUUCUCCUUACUCGUGACGAGAUGCACGUCGGUGGAUACAUCGUCGAGGUACCCAACGGCCCUGGUGGGACUGCCCCCUCCGCGGUGGGCACGCGCGUGACUUGCGACCGCUGCCGCUCUCCAUACGAGGUGCGCGCAGGGCCAGACAUGCGCGAAUGCUGCUUCCAUUGGGGGAAACUGCUCCCCUCGACCGUAAACGGCGAGCGCACCAGGCUUUACACGUGCUGCUCACGCACUCAAGCCGACGACGGCUGCACGCGCGGCCCUCAUGUCUUCUACGAGUCGGAUCCAACUCUUCUGCACGAUCGCCAUGCUUUCACCUCUUCCGCGGAAUACUCGACCGCGGCACCGAAUCCGCUCGCAGGGCCACCCUUCAAUGUUCCCACGCCUGGCAGGUCCACAGCCCUUGAUAUCGCAGCACUGGACUGCGAGAUGGUCUACACGACGGGCGGCAUGCGCAUCGCACGCGUCUCCGUCGUCGAUGCGACUGGUCGUGAGGUUCUCGACGAACUCAUCGCCAUGGAUCGUGGCGUGACCGUCGUCGACUACAACACCCGCUUCUCGGGUCUUUCGGCGGCCUCCUUCCCCUCAUCCCCCGCCUCGCCGGUGUCUUUUCCUUACCAGCUCGCCCAAUCUGCUCCUCAGUCAAAGAGCAAGACACCGCUCCCUCUUGCGUCUGUUCGGCGACUCCUGGCCCAUUACGUCGACGCGCACACGAUUCUGAUCGGCCAUGGGUUGGAGAACGAUCUGCGCGCCCUCCGCAUGAUCCAUCCAUUGGUAGUUGACACAGCCGCGCUCUUCGCCCAUCAGCGCGGGUGGCCUUUCCGUCGUGCUCUUCGAGAUCUUGCGCGCGAGCACCUCGGGCGGUCAAUCCAGACCGGUGGAGCGACUGUGGGACACAGCAGUGUCGAGGAUUCGGUCGCCGCUUUGGACCUGGUCAAGUGGUUCGUGGUUAACAAGAAGAGCAAGCCGAAGAUAGAUGUGAACGCGGCCCAGAAGAUGAGGAGGGGAUUAGCGCCUAUCGCGCCUGUGCUUGCCCAGGCAAAGGUUGUUGCUCCGCCUGCAGAACAGCGCAAGCCGCCACCGGUUGAUGUGAGCAGAUCGCCGGACGACGUCGACAUGAGGUACUCUCCGCCCACGUCGUCUGGAACUUCGCCGAUAUCUGUGUAUAUGCAACAAACCGCGGCAAGGCCAGCACGCCGUUCCCCUCCAGCGUCUUCGCGCCGCUCGCCUCCGGUGUCAGCGCGGCAAUCUCCACCUGCAACUGCCUACUACACUCCACCCACUUCUGCGCGACCAACCUCGUCUGCACCUACACCAGUGACACGGCGCUCGUCGCCGCCAUCUUCGCGAUACCUUACUCCUGUUGAUACGCAAGCUCCACCUCGGCCUCAACCCUUUACACGCGAGCCACUCUUUCUUGUUGACGACGACGAGCCCAUUACGCACUCCCGCUCGCGUUCGCGUACUCCACCCAGUGUACCGCGGGUGUCACCAGAUCCCCCACCGCCUACACCUGUCAUAUUCGCGUCGGGGUUAUCUUCGCAGCUCCCGCCCACUCCCUCAAUGCCGGUCGUCGCGGCGCCAACACUUCGUAAAGGUCAUCAGGCUCCUCCCAGCACUCCCACAAGUCCAUACCUUCCCCCGUAUUGA
This is a messenger RNA of Peniophora sp. CBMAI 1063, 2322 nucleotides long. NCBI's taxonomy places the organism in Eukaryota, Fungi, Basidiomycota, Agaricomycetes, Russulales, Peniophoraceae. The record is from the annotation of a GenBank genome assembly.